AUGGCUAAUGAUUCAUUGAGAAUAGUCUUGAUUGGACCUCCAGGUUCCGGCAAAGGAACCCAAGCACCCAACUUGGUUAAAAAGUUCGGUGCCGGCCAUUUGGCUACAGGAGACAUGUUGAGAUCGCAAGUUGCCAAGAAGACUGAAUUAGGCAUUAAGGCCAAAAAGAUUAUGGAUGAGGGAGGUUUGAUUCCAGACGAUACUAUGGUUAACAUGAUUGAGAGUGAGUUGGAGAACAAUCCUGCAUGUAAGAAUGGCUUUAUUUUGGAUGGAUUUCCAAGAACCAUCCCUCAGGCUGAGAAGUUGGAUGCUAUGUUGGCUAAGAAAAACAUCCCAUUACAAAAGGCCGUUGAAUUGAAAAUCGAUGACGAGCUUUUAGUUGCCAGGAUCACAGGCAGACUUGUCCAUCCUGCUUCGGGUAGAUCUUACCACAAGUUGUUCAAUCCUCCAAAAGUCGCCGGUAAAGAUGACAUCACUGGAGAGCUAUUGAUUCAGAGAUCUGACGAUAACGAAGGAGCUUUGAAAAAGAGACUGGUGAACUACCAUAAGCAGACGGAGCCAAUUGUUGAUUACUACGCGAAGACCGGAAUUUGGGCUGCCGUUGAUGCUUCUCAGGCUCCGAAGAAUGUCUGGAGUGAUGUUUUGAAGUAUUUGGGUCAGCAUUAG
Brettanomyces nanus is the source of this 666-nucleotide messenger RNA. RefSeq names its product Adenylate kinase (gene ADK1). The record is from RefSeq and is a predicted model, not a curated record. Gene Ontology annotation, molecular function: AMP kinase activity; ATP binding. Lineage: Eukaryota; Fungi; Ascomycota; Pichiomycetes; Pichiales; Pichiaceae. Gene Ontology annotation, cellular component: cytoplasm; mitochondrion. Bases 1 to 666 code for a protein of 221 amino acids. Gene Ontology annotation, biological process: nucleobase-containing compound metabolic process. The transcript has a single exon.